Messenger RNA from Aedes aegypti (yellow fever mosquito), 7205 nucleotides. RefSeq names its product serine-rich adhesin for platelets. The coding region runs from base 1312 to 6570 and encodes 1752 amino acids. Lineage: Eukaryota; Metazoa; Arthropoda; Insecta; Diptera; Culicidae. The transcript is spliced from 7 exons. Gene Ontology annotation, cellular component: endoplasmic reticulum. The record is from RefSeq and is a predicted model, not a curated record.
UGUUACUCCUGUCAGUAGAGUAUCAACAUCGGUCGGGCAUGGACGCGAAUGAAAUUCGCUAUUCGGUGUGACUAAUAGUGUAGAGUAGGCCUUUGUAAAUUAGCACAGCUGGAAUCUAGCUUGCUGCGAUUAUGCCUGAGAAAAAUGUAAAAAGCGCUCCAGUUAUUCAACAAAUGGCUAAAAUUCGAUUGCACAGUGAUUUGAAAUCAGUUGAGACCAAUAGAGGUGUCAAGUUGAUAUUUUCAACUAGUCAAUUUGGAACCCCCGUACACCAUUAGCAUCAAAAUGAAAAAAUCAUAUUACGACUGUGCUGUACAUCGAUAAGCGACAUACAAGAAGAAAAUACGCUUGAUAUCCAUUUAAAUGAAGAUUUCUUGAUCUCUCUUGAACUCUUUGAAGAAUCUCGGAGGUCAGAAUUCAUGUGAGAAAAAUUACCUCAUCGAAAAUAAAACCAAUUAUCGAUCCUUACACCGCUCAAGUGAGCUGUAGUUCAAGUGAAAAGGUUUUUUUCCUGUCUGCUACUUUGUAAUGUACAACAAUUGGUGUUUGAGCUACUUUAUUCCGAUGAAAAGUGCGCGGUUGAAAACCUUGGAAAAAAGGAAUUAUGAAAGUGAUUAGUUAAGUGAAAAAUAAUAUUUUUUUUUAAUUUUAUUUUAUUAUUAUUAUUAUUUUAUUUUGUUAAAAACACGGUCAACUGCAAGUGAAGAAAAUAAAUGCACGACUGAUUUCAGUACAGAACCAAUAUCGAACAGAAUAAUGAUAACUAAUACCUUUCUUACAAGAAGGAACUUCAUUAAUUUGUCGCUUUGUCGGUGCAUUUUACUGUAUACGUGAAGUAAGGAAAAUGUCAAAAUGAAAAUGCACGUCUGUCUAAAUGUAUUGGUGCGUCUAUCCGUACGCCGAAAGAUGCACAAAGCAAAACAGUGUGAAAACAAAGUCAUGUGCAGAACGUAAUAUUUACAACGAUAAACCAUCACCACAGCCACCCACCACCCACCGCCUACUGUUUCAUAGCAAGGAAGGCAACAUGCGUACAUAAUGUCAACAGUCAUCGCGAUUCCGCCAGUGCCAAAUUUCAUCAACGCAGUUUACAUGAAAAAAGAUCGGGAUAUAAUCAAAAUCGUUCGUGCUUUUGAUGACCACUGCUCAUAAAUUGUGUCACCUGUUUGUCAUAAAAACAUCGGUUUUGUCCAUGCAGUCGUAGCUAAAAUCACACAUUCAAGUGUGUCCAUUCAUAGCUUCAUCGUAUCAAUCAACGGCAUUGACACCCAUCAUUCAUCUGUCGAAUUCAGACAACCACAGCAGUGUAAUAUGGACGUGAGCGAAUUGGAGGAAUUAGCUUUACGCACAUCACCACCUCCACCUCCGCCUCCAUCAACGUCAACGUCCGAUCAUAACCUUAAAAAGAUGGGAGUCCCGGAUUCUCAAUCCGAUUUCAAUCAAUGGCUUCACGCUAUGAAGAUGGUGGCACGCCUUCCAGGUGGAAUGCCCCCAGAGUUUCGACGAAAGCUUUGGCUGGCAUUGUCUGAUAGAUAUCUCAAAUCUAAAGGCAUCAACUGGGAAGAGGAAGGCGCAAAAUAUUUGACUGAUCAAUGUGACGAGGAUGACGAAGAACUUGGAAUACAAAUUGUUAAAGACCUUCACCGUACCGGAUCCAGCAUAUGCUCUGGGCCUUCUGGAACAAUCAAUCAAGCCAAGCUAAAACGAGUCUUGCUGGGAUAUUCAAGGUUCAAUCCCGAAGUAGGCUAUUGCCAAGGUUUUAACAUGCUGGGAGCACUAAUACUACAAGUUAUGGACAAGAACGAAACCGAUUCUAUCAAGGUGAUGAUACUGUUGAUAGAAGGCCUUCUACCGGCUGAAUAUUUUUGUGGUUCGUUAGGAGGAUUGCAAGCCGACAUGGCUGUGUUUCGAGAUUUAUUAGGUACACGCCUACCCAAGCUCGCUCGUCAUCUGCAGAAAUUGCAGGGCCCCGAAGGUGCUUUCGAGCCACCUCUGACUAAUGUUUUUACGAUGCAAUGGUUCCUUACGCUGUUCUGCACUUGCUUACCCAUCAACUCUGUGCUGCGGAUCUGGGACCUGAUACUGAUCGAAGGCAGUGAUGUGCUGUUGCGAACCGCAUUGGCUAUCUGGGGCUUACUAGAAAGCCGUAUAUUAGUGACAAAAACAGCAGACGAUUUCUACUGUAAAAUGGGAGCGUUAUCAUCUGAACUUGUAAAUGGAAAUCUGAUCGACUGUAACGGCCUAAUACAGCGAAUCGUAGAUAUCGGUCCAAUAGAGAAUUUACAAAAAUUGCGAGAAAAACAUUUCAACAACAUUACCCAGCUCAAGGACUCCUCCAAUCUCAGAAUUUUUUACUCUGACGACGAAGGUGAAUCCGAUGAGGAUUCACGCUUAGCUGUUACUGCCACAGCGUGGGGAUUACGAUCUGGCAGAAGAGCCUCAUUAGGUAUACCCUCAAACCUAAAAGGUGGAAAUGAAGGAAAGGAAAAAAUCAACCUUGAUAUUUCACUGCUGAAGAAGCAAUAUGACAAACUGAGAGCACGACAACGACAGGCACAUAUCAUCUUGUCAGCGGCCGUGGCUAGACAACCAGCAUCAGGUCCACCAAAUAGCAAUUCAUUGCAGGUCAAUCAGCUACUGGUUGGCAAAAAUGCUAUUCUUAGCAAUAAAGGAAAGCGACUCGGACCACCACAAGGUGCAGUGCCUCCAAUACGCUUGCAGAAGUCUGGAAAAUCGUCGAAAUCAGGUGCUCCAAAGUCGCCCAAACCAACCGAAACUCUGCACUGGAAAGAUAUGGAUGAUAAACAGCGAAGAGGCAGCUUGAAGUGGAAGGACACAAAAAAGGAUAGCAAAGCGCCACUUGUAAAAGACGAUUCGGAGGUCCUGAAACCAGAUUCUCCAAAGCUCAAAAAAUCAUCAAGCGCAUCAUCAGCAAUCAGUAAUCUAUCCGAGACCGGAUCUUCAUCUAUCGGAGCAAAACGACGCAGUGAAUCGUCUUCAUAUAGCGAAGAAUCUGAUGCUGAUUCGAGCACCAGUACAUCACUUUGUGACGAUGAUAAUCAACUCCUCAGCGCAUCUUCUCUUGAGGCUUCGCCAAUGAAAAGACGCCUAACACCUGAUAGUAUCAAAGAAGUGCCUGAUGAAGAACAUUUGGUUGUGACCACUGAGGAUGCUGAUUAUUCAGAGUUUCCGGUUCUAACUGAUAAACCACGCAUUGACGCUACUCUACCGGACAUUGCUGAGGAAAGUCACUCUGAGACGCAAAGCAGUUCAAACGAUGCUAAGCCCACAGUUAGUACGCUAGAUAGCCAAAAUACAGAAGUAUUUGAAAGUUCCGUUAAAACCAAAAACGAACAAACAUUAGAUUUUAGUUCUUUGGAGAAUAGAUCUUUGUCAAUUGCUAUUACCAGUACUAGUCAACUAUCGCCGAUUCCCGAUAUCACCCACUACAUAAGCAUUUCAUCAAUUAGUCCGCUGAGAACUCCAUCAUCUAUUAUGGACUAUUCUGAUUACCUUAACAAUAUACCAAGCGAUAAUACAAUAACCGGUGAUAUUGUUGUGGUCGACCCCAAGGAUAAUGAAUCGUUUAAUGUGGAUGAAAAGGGAGUCACUAAUCAAUUAUUUGAAAGAAUCAAUGCUGCGGAAAGGCCUAACCAAUUAGACUUGAAUGUUAUCAAAGAACGAAAAGUUAGUGAAUCUUUAGUUAAUACCACGGAAAGUGUACUGGAUCACAGUGAUGCUACGUCAAAAUUAGAUAAUUAUAGCUUUACAAACGUUUCCAAUAGAUCUUCAAUGUCUUCAUCGUUCGUUUUAGAGUUACCGGUGAGAAGUAGUUUUCAACAUGAUUCCCCUCUCUUACCACCAAACACCGAUCUCUCGAUAAUUCCAUCGGAAAAGUCCCCAAUCAUUCAUAAACCACAUAAAUAUCAUAUUGCUGAAACUCCAUCGCCCAAAGAAUCUCCAGAGGAAGUAGACAAAUAUCUGGCCAGCCGUAUAAAGUUUUUAAAGGAGAAAUCGUUUUCCAUGGAUGAUCCAGUAAAAGGAGAAGAUGUAUACCUUGAAGACAUUUCGAAGCGGUCAGCAUCGGAAGGCCUCGUAUCAGCUGAAAUUAACUGUUAUAAAAGUAAUAAAAUGUCAGAAAUAAUAAUGGAAAAUUCAUUGAUUUUGGGUCGCAUAGUUAGAAAAACUAAUCAGCUGGAUGAAAGUCAAACAACAGAAUCACUACAACAGGAAGAGCAAUCUGUUGAGCUUUGUAAUGACUCCCCAAGCCCACGAUACGACGACGAAAUCAUCGAUCCCAAUUUAACUCUAGAAGUUAACGCGUUGUUAGAGAAAAUUAAGGCAAAAAGCAAAUCUGAAUUGUGCGUGGACCUCGAAGCUGAAGACAAUAAACAGUCUGCAGUGAUCGAUGACGAUAAAUCUACCCAACCUCCGAAAACUAAAUUAAGUGAUGUAGUUUCAGAAUUAAAUAACUCAAAAUCUGUUUAUGAUGCUCAAUUUGAUACCAACAUUACGCCCGAAUCAGAGCACGCAUCUCCCAAACCAAAAAGCAUAGUUUCCGAUAAUGAAAAUCUUGACAUAGUACCAAUGAAUUCCAGAGCAAUAUCAAAAACCGAUCUCGUGAUUCAACGCACAGAAGAGCAGCUGGCUCGUUUCAAAGAACCUGAACCAACGUUUUAUGUUAGAAAAGAUAACUUUAGAGAGAUAAUAACUCCUGAGGAGGAAAAAGACGUAUCAUCUACUAAAAUACCAGAAGACAUAACAAAAAACAUUACGUUGCAAGAAUUAGACACUUCGUCGCAAGAUAAAGCAGAAACUAAGCCUCACAAAGGAGAUACACAAAAGCAAAUAAAUAUCGGCAAUAACGUCGGAGAACGAUCCAAUUCAUCAGAGGAACUACUAAAACCAACGAUAAGCGUUGAUGCAACUUCUCCAUCUAAAACAGAUGAGCUAAUCAAGAAAACUGAAGAACAACUGGCAAGGUUUAGAACCGACAGAAAUGUCUUAGAAAAGCUGGAAAAACGCUUGUCACUAAUAGAUUUAAAACUGGAUGAAGUACCCAAUUCAAGUAUACCCGAAAGGAAACCCUCCAAUAAAACAGAAGAAGUUAUAAAGAAAUCGGAAGAACAAAUCACACGCAUAAAAAAUGAAACAGCAUUCAUUGUGAAGAAGUCUCCUACCAGAGUAGUGAUGGAUGAUUCAAUAGUCAUAGAAACAAAACCUGUUUGUUCGUCUAAGACUGAAGAAAUAAUUAAGAAAACGGAUGAGCAAUUGGCUAGAUUCAAAGCAGCAGCCGAGAGUAACGCUGAGAAACGAAAGAGCCGUCACGAAAUUGAUGAGUUAUUGCAACAGAAAUUUGAUUCUCCUUUAUCUAACAGUCAUUCGCAAGAUAGCAUAAAUUUUGAUGACAUUUCUAUACGCGAUCAAGAGGAAGCAGUGAUAAUCAAACAUGCACAGGCCGAGAUUUUGAAAACCAUCAAAAUUCCAGAAGAAGUUAAAAGUUCCAAAACGGACGAAAUUAUUCGAAAAAUUGAAGAUGGUAAACUAAAACUUGGGGACGAUUACAUAACUACAAUUAAAACCAUCGACUAUCUUAAGCAGUCAAAUGCCAAUCUAUCCGCUACAUUAUCUUCUAUUGAAAGCUCUAUCAAAGCAAUCGAUGGACUCUGUGAUCAUGACUCGGAUAUUCAGUCCAAUCGAAUCAACGAUACUAUAGACAAUCUAGAAAAGUCCUUGAAGCAAUUUGAUAACAUAAAUUCAGAACCUCCACUUGUGAUGGUUCAUGAUUAUUCCACGAACUCGCAUGAGAGCCGUUGUAGACCAGCUGCAACCAAUAGACCAAGUAGACCGCGUAAACGUAAGGAGUAUUCUCCGAGACGAAAGAAAGAGAAGGAUCGUGAUGGAAAACCUCACAGCGCAUACCGAAUAGAGCCAGAAUAUUCCGAAUAUUCCUCAGAUAACCAGUCAGCUGAUAGGGAAUCUCCAAAAACCUAUACUUAUCACUCGUACUACAGCACUUCUCCUCCCACAACACCAAGAAGUAUUUCUCCCGUAAAAAAGAGUACAGAGCCAAUGGAAGUUAUGCGACCAUCAUCAUUCAAAAGCAUAUCGCAUGAUCGGUACCUCCUACAACGAGAAACCCCACUCAUAAAAUUCGAUAAAUCUCCAUCAUCACCAAUAAUCAAUAAAUCAUAUCUCGAGUCAUUAAAACCGGCAACCCUGAUCGCCUCGGGACGCACUACAAGAUCAGCUGAGAACUCUCCGCCCUUUCAUCAGCAGCAACCACAGCCUGCUUUUCCUGCAAUAGCUCCUAACCAAGUAGGCGGAUCCCACGCAAGUUCCCUUUUAAGGCAUCAAAUCGGGCACGAUGGGGAGCAUUCUCACAUAAAAAGUUGUGAAAAUCUUCUAAUGCGUUUCGACUACAAAAAUAUAUCGGCCAUAGCUGCCAGUUUCCCGGUGUCCAGUGGUGCCCUUUCACCGUCGCCAACGAAAUUCCGUAGUCUGGAUUUUAAGCAUGAUGCUGCGCUGAAUUUCAGUCUAACAUCGUCGCCAAAUAAAACAUUGAAUUAGACGUAAUGUGUGUAAGUCAGUUGUAAUGUAAACAAAAAACUGUUUCCUCUGUGAUAUAUGAAUAGCUAUUAGAAUUUACGUGCCGCAUGGAGUUUCAAUUUUAAACAAAUCGGUUAUAACUGGGCGACGAUAGGUUAAUUCAAAAGUUUAAAUGUAUGCAUACAAAGACAGAUUCAGCAGUUGAUUUGUUUGGUUGACGAUGAUCAGUCUCAAAACUUUUAGUCCAUUCCAUGGAAUGAUUUUAGGACACGUUAUUUUUUAUAAGGAAAUCUUAAAAUUUACACGACAAAAAAUGAGAAUUUGUCCAGUUAUAUACAGCCCCCAUUAGGCAAAACUAUAAAAUUCACUGACAAUCUUCAAACAAAAUUUCAAAAUUGAUCAUUUUUACCACAUACAAACAGGCGUAACACUGAUGAAGUUUCCAUCGAUAAUGCUUUAAAGGGUCGUUUUUUAUAUCCCAUGUUUCAUACUUCACAACCAGAGACACAUACAUUGUUUUUUUUUUCUUUGUGUUAAAAUUAAACACUACACGCAAAUAAAAUUUGUUGUGCAAACUACCGAAUCCAUUGUAAAAUUAAAAACUGCAAAAAUGUCUAUUAUUCUUAUUAAUCCACUACAAUAUACCGGACUGUAUU